AUGAUCGCCACCGGUGGCCUACUGAGGAUAUCUGCUCGAAAGCAGGACCCCCUCCGGCCGCCCAGCCAAGUCCCUAAGCGCAAGAGGAAAGCCAAGAAGAGGCGUAAAAACGACGUGGUGGUGGUGAAAGGCAAGCUAAAGCUGUGCUCCAUCUCGGGGCUUAUUGCCCUUUGCGGGAUCCUAGUGCUGUUGGUGGGCAUAGCUAUGGCCGUGGUGGGCUACUGGCCAAAGGCCAGCGCAGCCAGCAGAGGGGGCAACAAGCAGCUACUGCCUGUGGCGAGUAGCCAUCGCUUUGGGACCGCUGGCAACAGCAGUGGUGUCAGCAAAAACCCGACCAAGAGCCACUCUGGGACCCCAGGGGGUGUCAACUCCAGCUCUGUGGGCGGGCCCAGGAGUUCGCCUCCUACUAGAUCUACAACGGCAUCCUCUGCCUCCUCCUCCACGUCGGUGGGCUUCUUCUUCCGAAUCAUCUCAGGCUACUUGCACUCUGACAAGCUCAAGGUCUUUGGGCCCCUCAUCAUGGGUAUCGGCAUCUUCCUCUUCAUUUGCGCUAACGCGGUCCUCCACGAGAACAGGGACAAGAAGACCAAGAUCAUCAACCUGCGGGACCUCUACUCGACUGUCAUCGACGUGCACAGCCUCCGCGCCAAAGACCUGGCGCCCCCCCCCCCCCCCGCCGCCGCCGCUUCCUCCUCCUCCACCGCCGCCACCCCAGGCUCUGCGCCCCCGAGGGCAGCGCCGCUCAAUGGUUUUCUCAGCUAUGUGCAAUCCCGGGGCCUGGAGCUGAAGCCUGGCAGCUGCACGGGCUCUGCGGAUGCCUUCGGGGCUACUGGAAUGCUGGCCAGAGGCUCAUGGCCCCACCCCCCCGGGCCGGCCGCCACGCCCUCUCUCCCUCUGCGCCCCGAGGACUCGCCCCGGGUCCGUCGGGACUCUCACAGCUCUCAGUCGGAUGAGCAGUCCUGCAGCAAUAAGGGCUACACCCCCCUGAGCGAGGCCGACACCUCUGUGGAGUCGGUCGUGGACGUGGCGGCCAGGAAAAGGCUGGACUGUGCGGACGCCACCACGGAUCCUGGUACCGAGCCCAGCUCCCCGGAGGGUCCCAGUCCGGAGACAAUUGGGGCGGAGCAGCCUUUGUCUGUGCAGAGGCAGUUUACAAACAAGGAGAAACUCUUUCUGAUUUCCAGGUCUCACACUCCAGGAGUAGUGGAUCCGGAACUGGAAAACUCUUCUGCCUAG
This is a messenger RNA of Cricetulus griseus (Chinese hamster), 1236 nucleotides long. Lineage: Eukaryota; Metazoa; Chordata; Mammalia; Rodentia; Cricetidae. The record is from RefSeq and is a predicted model, not a curated record.